CAAACAUUAUAUUUCGUUCGUUUCAUUCUUCAGAUAUUACAUUUACCAGGUAGUCCUUUAAACCUACAGGCGACUUUUGCACUAUAUUAAGAGACAGUCAAUUGACUAUUGAACUGAUUUUUAGUUCAUUCAUUCAUUUCCCUACCCUUCCCGUUCGUUCCACCCUCAUAGUUGCUCAUUCUUUUUUCGUGCACGGCGACGAGCGCACGCGCCCUUUAGCUCCUCGGCUACGACAUUAUUACCUACAGAAAUGUCGAAGCGCACAGCUAAAGACAAGUUAAAAUAUUAUCGUGAAAAAAUUAAACGUCUUGAAGAUCAUAAAAGACGAUACCGGAUAAUUUACGAUUCGUCUUCAUCAGACGAUGAAGAUGUUGUAAUGGAACAAAAUCCAUGUGGUUCCAUACCGGCUCAGGAUCCUAUUAUACAGGAACCACAGUUAAACAUCGAAAAUGCCGUAAUACCGAAACAUAAUAAUGAUGUUCCGUUGCCGGACCAUAAUAACGGGGUUCCUGUACCUGAAAAUCAGGCAGAUUUGCCCAUGUCGUCAGCUCAACCCGAGCUCGACCCGGAUAUGCUGCUGGCUCUCGGGGAAUCUACCGAGGAUACCCCCGAGUAUGGCGAAAAAAUCCACGAUAAUUUAUCGAAACUUUGGUUACCGUUACUCAAAAAAGGUAUGACGAAUGAAACCAAAGAUAAAAUCAAAAAAGACUAUUUGGUUCCCGACAACUGUCGAUUGUUACAAGCACCAAAAUUAAACGUGGAGAUUUCAGCAGCCGUACCCGAUAUGGUCCGGAACCGAGACAAAAAUCUGGCUGCAACGCAGCAACAACUCGGCCACGGGAUCGCUGCCGUCAACAGGGCCAUGGAUAUUCUAAUUAAAUGCGUCGAUGCCAACGGAAUCGAAGCUAUGAAACACCUCAGCAACGGCUGCCGUAUUCUGUGUGACCUCCAUGCGUCAUCUACUCAGAGCCGCAUAAAACUCAUUACACCUAGUCUCGAUAAGACGUCCCCAAAGAGACCUGCGCCGGCACGGCCGUCGACAAGUCGAGCGUCGUACUCGGGAAACUGGUCAGCGCCCCCUCGUUAUGCGUCGAACAGGGGGGGGCGGAGAGGUGCUCGCAGGCAGACGAAUUACACCAGGCGGACGUUUCAUGUUCCACAGCCGGCCAAGACAACCCCCGCGACCAAGACACCUGCCCAGGCACCGUAACGCAGGUACAUGCCGGCCGAAUAAGUCAUUUUUAUAACUGUUGGUUAAAAAUAACAACGAACGACAUGGUUUUAGAGUGGGUCAGAUAUGGCUACUCAAUCCCAUUUAAUUCGGACGUAAAGCAAACAUUUGUUCCAUCAAACACGCUUGAACAAAGUGAAAUAGCUGAUAUGAAAUUAGCUAUACAAAAGCUGUUAGAUUUAGGAGCCAUAUCUGAGUGCCCUAAAGUCACAAACCAAUACAUAUCUAAGGUUUUUCUUGCCCCGAAACCUAACGGAGGAAAGCGUUUUAUCCUAAAUUUAAAAGGUCUCAAUAAAUUUAUUGCUCCCUGUCAUUUUAAGAUGGAGGAUUAUCGCACGGCCUCAAAACUCAUUCCUCAAAAUGGUUUUUUAGCCUCAAUAGAUUUAACAGAAGCAUAUCUACUUAUACCUAUAAAUAUAAAUGACAGAAAGUACUUGAGAUUUCAAUUUAAUAAUUUGACAUAUGAAUUUACAUCUAUGCCAUAUGGGUUAUCUGUAGCCCCUAGAGUAUUCACUAAGAUAAUGAAAGAAGUGGUAUCUAAUUUGAGAUCUCGAGGUCUCAAAUCUGUCAUUUAUUUGGACGACAUUCUGUGCAUAGGAGAUACCUUUCAAGAAUGUCUUAAUAAUGUUAAGGAAACCUUAAAGCUAUUACAAUGUUUAGGAUUUGUUAUCAAUUACGGUAAGAGUUCUUUACAUCCUGAACAGACUUGUAAAUUUUUAGGGUUUAACUUUCACACCCAAAAUUUGACCAUUGCCUUACCUAAGGAUAAACGAAAUAAAAUUGCACAAUUGGUUCGUAAAUUUCUAAGGCUGCCUAAAUGUACCAUUCGAGAGUUUUCACAACUCAUCGGAGUUUUAGUGUCAGCCUGCCCCGCUAUAAAAUAUGGUUGGGUUUAUACAAAAACCUUAGAAAGGCUAAAAUAUCUCGAGUUAUUAAAAAAUAACGAUAAUUUUGAUGCAAAAAUGAAACCUUCUAGUUCCAUAUUAGACGAUCUUAACUGGUGGUUAAAC
Messenger RNA from Cydia strobilella, 2241 nucleotides. RefSeq lists its product as uncharacterized. Bases 251 to 1210 code for a protein of 319 amino acids. Lineage: Eukaryota; Metazoa; Arthropoda; Insecta; Lepidoptera; Tortricidae. The record is from RefSeq and is a predicted model, not a curated record. The transcript is spliced from 2 exons.